CCCGUAUCAGUAUCGGUCUUAAGUCUUUCUCGUAUCAGUGCGCUGGAGACCGCAGUCAUGCGCGGUCGAUGUUUCGUCAUCAUAGUACUUCGAAUUGUUCUUACGAGCAGCAGUGUACCGUUCGACAAUCGAUAUCUUGUUCACAACGACACCAAAAUAGAGUUGGAGCCGCUGCUUAUCUCUACUAAAGUCAACGAAACCAUAACUAUAUCUGCACCGUAUCUCAGAACGAAAUAUUCACAUCACUAUUUGUACACACCGACUGGUGACGUCAUAGAUUUAGACUCGGUGGAGUCGAUUCAAAGCAACAAUAAAAACGAUUUUGAUGACAUCAGAAUAAACGUCACGUCUCUAAGGAGAGAUAGUUCGGAGCUAAUAACGCUGGGCCCGCUGAUCGAAAGCGACCACGGCAAUUGGGUGCUCAGUGUCUUCUACCCAGAUAUCGACGGCAAUUGGGUGGAACUAUUUCAAAUAAUAACCGUCGAAAUUAUUGAAACAAAUUCCGAAGUCCACUAUCAAGUUCCGAUCGGGAGUGCGUUUCGUCCUAAAUUACCCCGACCUAUUAUCGAUCUACAGAGCUGCGAAUUAUCGUCUCCAGAGACAACGUUCGAUCGAUAUUAUGAUCGAAUGGGAAACGAUCCGAACUGCGAAUUCAUAGUCGAGAAUACAACUAAGACUGAUCAAGGACGAUGGACCGUAAUCGGAAUUGGACGGAUUGUACACAAAAUAGUAUAUAACUUGGAAAUUUUAGACGUGAGAUGACUAAUAAACUGAAAUUUAUGGAAAAAAACUA
Messenger RNA from Bombyx mandarina (wild silkworm), 793 nucleotides. RefSeq lists its product as uncharacterized. The record is from RefSeq and is a predicted model, not a curated record. NCBI's taxonomy places the organism in Eukaryota, Metazoa, Arthropoda, Insecta, Lepidoptera, Bombycidae.